GCGUUCAUACAGGUCCGCGCGUCCACUUGGAUCGGAGCGGACCGAAACGGACCCCCCCCCCCGGCGAAACAAGCGGAAAUAUUUCAAAGCUCUGCGGGACGCCGGUUGGCCACUUGGAUGGGCGGCUUCCCCUGCAAAUGUCGCUUUAAUUUACGAUCCCUCCCAAAAGCAUAACAGGCAGCCCGGCUUGACCCCCGCUGGCCCCGCCGCCGCCGCCGCCUCGGAUUUCCUCUUAAAGGGGCAGGAACGCUUGGCUUUUGGCAUUCAGGUUGCAAACGUUGACUCCUUGCAACCAAGCAAAUCAAUCCAAUCAAUGACAAAGCAUCUUUAUUGACAAUGGCUGUACGUGUAACAAAGCGCUUCCUAUCACUUGAAUGUUCAUUCUUCUGAUCGUGUCUUGAGAGACUUUGAAGGCCCAAACGUCUUUUGCGUUAGCUGUGCCAAACGAAACGUGGCCGUUGUUGUUGUCUGACUUUGAAGGCCCAAACGUCUUUGGCGUUAGCUGUGCCAAAUGAAACGUCGGCGUUGUGGUCUGAAGAUGCAAAUUGCAUCUUGGGAUCUACACGGCACGAAUUGUUUUCCCUGAGAAGAAAGGCAAACAAGGUCCAUGUUGUCACCUGGAGUGCAUACGCCUCUGGAGGGAGCCCCGCCCAUCCGGGAUGUGCCCACUCGCAGACGUAGGAAUUGAUCACAGUUGUUGGGACAAUGCUCAGACUUCAAAUGUAGGAAGGCAAAAGUCUUUUCUAGCGCUCCGUCUGCAAACAAAGUUCCGAACAGAUAAAUAGUUAUUUUGAGUUAAUGGUGUACUUUCAUUGAUGGCAUUGCACAGUAAUUGAUGAAUUUUGUUGUUGUUGUUGAAAUAGGACUGUAUUUAUUACCAGUGGUAUUUAUUUGGCAAUAUUCUUGAGCUUUUAAUUGACGAAUGGCUUUGUUGAUUUACCAAGGUUAUUAUUUACUUAUUGACUUUGGUUAAAUGGUCAUUUUUCGUUGAUUUGAUGAUAUUAUGAAUUUACUGAGUUUCAAUUAGGUUAAUGGGAAUACUACUACUACUUUCGUUAUCCCCCCCUGCUGGUCAUAACGAUUCAUCACACCACGACGUCACUCGUCUCUCGCUCAAACCUGGGGGCGGGGCAAGGACUAGCCGGCCAAUAGGGAGCGCCCUUGGCGUUGCCACAGAAACUACGAGCGGCUUCCCGCUGGGAAGCCGGAGGGGGCGCGGCCUCCCCAGAUGCAGCAGCCAAUAAGGGCGAUUGCUGGAGCCAAUCAUAUUGCAACAGAGGCGGUGCGGUGCGGUGCGGUGCGGUGGGUCGCGUCCAGCCGCCAGUGGCAUUCUCGCAAACCACGCUGAGCGCCUUCGUGUCUGUGGGCGUGACCGUAGCGGGAGCCCCGCUUCAAGAUGGCGGCCACAUGCAGCCUAUCUCGUUUUGUUAGCGGGGGUCGGGGAUUCGGCUCGCUCGCACGGUGACGCUCGUACCUGCCCGCCCGUGGAUCAGCUGCGGGCUCGAGUUGCGGGCUCGAGCUGCGGACUAGUUAGCCGCCCGCUCGCGUUGCCGUAUAGCCGCGGCCGGGCUAACAUUCCCACCGACCGGGAGGCCCGCAACGCUCUGUGUCGUCCGGAUCGGACCGGACCGGAGCACCGGACCUGGCCAAGAGCCCCCGACGGCCGGCGAACGAGCUUGAGUUGGGGUUGAUGUGGCCCACCAGCGCCAUCCGUCAGAUGGGUCCCGCUCGCCUGGGUUGAAAGAAAGUUGGGCAAGCUGUCCGACCGAUUUAACGGACGGCGGCGGGCUCAAGCACACGAGCCAAGUCGGCAUGCCAGUCGUCUGAGGGGCGAUGAGCUAACGCGGCCGGCCGGCCGGCCCACGCAACGCGCAGGAUGGACGCGUGCGCAAAGACCCCCAACCGCACGGCGCCGGCGGGAGGCGUGGACGACGGGCGCGGCGGCGGCCCCCCGGCCUGCUCGCGCACCAACGGCUGGAGCUGGCCUCCUCAUCCCUUUCAGAUGCUGGCCUGGCUCCUCUACGCCUACUUUGCCGUAGUGGGCCUGGGCGUCCUUGUGCCGCUGCUGCCCGCCCACUGGACGCCGGCCGGCUACAUCUGCACCGGCGUGAUGUUUGCGUGCCACCUGUGCACUCACGUCAUGGCGGCUAGCGUGGACCCGGCCGACCGCAACGUCCGAGCCAAGAGCCUCAAAGGGCCGCUUCCCGUCUUGGACCGCUCCAAACGGGCCCACGUCAUUGAGAACUGCCACUGCUACCUCUGCCAGGUGGACGUAGGGCCCAAGUCCAAGCACUGCAGCGCGUGUAACAAAUGCGUGGCCGACUUUGAUCAUCACUGUCGCUGGCUCAACAACUGUGUGGGAAGCAGAAAUUACAAGUUGUUCCUGUACAGCGUGGUGUCGGCCGUGUUGGGCGUGUGCGUCCUCCUGGCCGUUUCGUCCUACGUGCUGAUCCGGUUCUUCUGGGAGCCCGCCGACCCCGGCGCCGACAAACACUCCCGGGGUGAGUGGGCCCGCCGCCACGGUAACUGUUGGCUCGCUAAGCGCCGCGCUCGCUCCUCUUCCCGCUCAGCGCCCAACCGGACGACGUCGCCGUUCCCGUCGCCGGUCCCGGUGCUGGCCGCCGUCACGGGGGCGCUGGCGUUGCUCGCUUGCGUGCUGCUCUGCCACCUGCUGCUCUUCCACUUCUAUCUCAUGUGGAACAGGUUGAGCACGUACGAGUACAUCGUGCGCCAGCGCCACCGUCAGGACGGAAGACAAACGACAAGCCCGGACGACGUCAAGCACGCCGCCCGAGCGUCCGGCCGCUCCGAGGGAACGGACGACUCGGAAACGCCGGGCUACACCCGGCCUCAGCUGGAUGAGCGGCGCGAGCGGCUGGUGGGCGACGCGAGGGCUGCGGCUAGCCCGUUUGCGGAGCCAAAUGCCCCGCCCACAAUCUCCACGCAGCACCACACGGCAGAGUGCCCGUACGCACAAAAGGCCUUUUCCCAGAAGACGAUGACAACAAAGAAGAAGAGGACGAUGGGCGGACACGGUGCAGUUGUGGCAGAUGCCGGUCCAGACGCCCGCUGUUCAUCAGAGCGAGCGGGCGCGUGGCUACCGGGCCCGCCCGUUGCCAGGCCCCCCCGCCUACACCAGCGCCUCCCGCCCUCGCCACCGGUCCGGGCCACCGCCCCUCCCGCCGAGUACCACUCCGACUCGGCCGAGUCCCUGGAGGAGGUCCCCGUGGUGCUAGACAAACUAGGCUCGCGGGCCCCGUGGAGGACCGCCGUUUUCGUGAGCGGAGCCAGCGACGGAAGGAUGCCGAGUGUGCCUUCCUCCUCCUCCUGGUUUCCGCCCAUUGCCGGACGGCGGCGGUGACCCGGCUACCCGCUCAUCCUGUUGCGCUGCUGGCAACGCAAACGCACAGGGACGACUUUGACGUCGGUCAUGUUUCACUCACUCACUCACUCACUCACUCACUCACUCAGUCGUCAGUUGGGUUUGGUCGUCCCCCGACCGGAUGGUGGCCCAUCUGGAGCCUGGUCUCCAGGCCCGCCUCCUCCUGAUCUUUUGGGAAAACGUGGCCUAAAGGUGCUCGCGGGCGUGCCGGAGCCUUUCCCAGCAGUCAUCGGGGGACACCUUGAACCGGUUGCCAGCCAAUGGCAGCAACUUGCACAUCUUUUGCAACCUCAACUUAUCCCAGAAAGUCACCACGUCCACACUGCUGAUGGAGCUCCCACUUUUUGAAAAAAGUGCCCCUUCCAGGCCGCAAUCCCGUUCCACAUUGAUUAUGUUCCACUCGUCGGCAGCGUCUUCUUCCACCUUUUCUCCUGUCCACUUGUUUCCAUCUUGGCUACUUUCAAAGGUACUCCUGCUUGGUUCUUUUAUUCCUUAUUUAUGUUGAAGCACCAAGUGCCCGUAUGGCCCCAUGAAACGAAUUCUUCCCCUUCGACAUUGCUCGACUGCCUGAACCCUCCCCAACUCCAAAAUAUUUUCCACAUUCCCAAAUCGCCCCCCCCCACACACGCACACAAUAAAAGCCCCAUUUAUUCCGUCCGAAGUUGUCAAAGUAUUGCAACCUCAAAUUGUUUUUCGCCUUCCCCAAAAUUCACACCAUUUCCUUAUUUUCCAUUUUUUUUUCUGCAUAAAUAUGUCCAGGUGAAGUCCUAUUUCUACUACAUGGUGCCCAUCAUCAUUUCUCGAUUGAUUGAAAACACUCCAAGCCACCACAUGUUUUCUACAUUUCCCGAAUGGCUCAUUUUCGCCCAAAACUCCCACGUGCCCAAGGGAGGGGAGGAGCUUUGCGGCUGUCUGGGGGCGGCCCCGGUGGCUCAAUUGACCGCCAGAUCAAGUCGGUAUCGAUAUCGGAGCGAUACUAGCGCGAAGCGAUGGAUACAGUGGUGUCAGUAUCGCUGUUUGCUUGGGUCAAGCAGGCGACAGCCAGGUUGCCCCCACGCCCCAUUUCAUACCCCCCCCCCCCCUUUUCUGGUGCGUCCAUCAUGUGAUGAAGCAGCACGCGCGCGCGGGCUCGUAGCUGAAUGGAGUCGCUCACAAAAACCUGCAACCAAAACAUUUUUCCCCAUCAAAAGGUUUUGGCCAUCGUGUCAUUGUUUACACUUUAUUUUUUAGCAUGUACUUUUGUUUGUUUUUUCCAGAACAUGCACUAAAAGAAGGAAAUGCUUUCUUUUUGUACUGGAUGUCAUAAAACACAUUGUACUUGAAAAAGAAAUUGCUUCGUUUUGAA
Messenger RNA from Syngnathus acus (greater pipefish), 4727 nucleotides. It is a transcript of the gene zdhhc1, whose product is annotated as zinc finger DHHC-type containing 1. The record is from RefSeq and is a predicted model, not a curated record. Gene Ontology annotation, cellular component: Golgi apparatus; endoplasmic reticulum. The coding region runs from base 1877 to 3361 and encodes 494 amino acids. The transcript is spliced from 9 exons. Gene Ontology annotation, biological process: peptidyl-L-cysteine S-palmitoylation; protein targeting to membrane. Lineage: Eukaryota; Metazoa; Chordata; Actinopteri; Syngnathiformes; Syngnathidae. Gene Ontology annotation, molecular function: protein-cysteine S-palmitoyltransferase activity.